Molecule: messenger RNA, 561 nt
Organism: Exophiala mesophila
Lineage: Eukaryota; Fungi; Ascomycota; Eurotiomycetes; Chaetothyriales; Herpotrichiellaceae
Exons: 1
Coding region: 1-561 (186 amino acids)
Source: RefSeq, a predicted model, not a curated record
AUGGCACCUCCUCAACAGAACACCGAUACCAAUAUCAAUAGCAAUACCAACAUGAAUAUGAACACCAACCCAAACAACCCCCCCUCCAACCUCACUCAGCCCGAAACCCCCGAAGAUGCUAGGUUCCGGCGAUUUUGCACCCACUACAUGGACAACUACACAGCGACAUCAGACCAGUGGAUUGUGCGUGGAACUAUCCUGAGAGUGGCACAAUCAUAUCAAAACACCAGUCAAAACACGGAGAUACUGAACCUGUUUGCCCGACUAGUUGCUCAAUUCAUCUCAUGCGACCCAAUUGCCGUUUUGAGAGAUCCACAGGGGGCGAUGGUCUUUCUGGAACGGUGGAAGAACUUUGAAGAUGUACAUGGUCCAGAUCGAAUGGAUAUGAGCACGUCCGUAGACGGACCAGAUCGGAUGGAUAUUGAUAUCCCCACGAGCACACCGUUGCCGUUACCGUUACCGUUGCCAUUGACUUCAAUCUCGGCUUCGGCUUCAGCUUCCUGGAACGAUAGACCGGUGCCUGUCAAGAAUAAGAAACGGAAAUGUCCUUUCAGUCGCUAA